Chenopodium quinoa (quinoa) is the source of this 1810-nucleotide messenger RNA. RefSeq names its product UDP-arabinose 4-epimerase 1-like. Gene Ontology annotation, molecular function: UDP-glucose 4-epimerase activity. Lineage: Eukaryota; Viridiplantae; Streptophyta; Magnoliopsida; Caryophyllales; Amaranthaceae. Gene Ontology annotation, cellular component: cytosol. The transcript has 11 exons. Gene Ontology annotation, biological process: beta-D-galactose catabolic process via UDP-galactose, Leloir pathway. The record is from RefSeq and is a predicted model, not a curated record. The coding region runs from base 252 to 1508 and encodes 418 amino acids.
CACUCCUCUCACUUUCUCUCUCCUCUCUUUCAUUCAUAAUCUUUGACCCCUACCAUUCCAACUGCUUCUGUCAAUUUCUGUACAAUUUUUUUUUAUUCUAUUAAAUUAAAUUAAAUAAAUAAUUUAUUAUUUUUAUUUAUACCCUUCUUAUUUUGAUCGAUUUCUGUGACUUUGAUAUUUAAAUUUGGAUGAUUUAAAUUUGGUUGAUUAUAUACAAUUAUACAUUGUUAAUUGAAGUAGUUGUUCUACAAAUGCUCGGGUUUACCAGAGCACGAAAUCAGUCCAGAAACGGUAGAUCUUUGCCUGUUGCAGGCAUAGAUUACGCUGAUCCAAAGCGGAAGGGUAAUGUCGUAGGUAAAAUAGUUAUAGCUGCUGGGUUGAUUGCAUUUUGCCUUAUUAUGAUCAAGCAAUCUCCAACAUUUAACAGCCCAAGCCAAUUUUCUCGCCGUGAAAUGGGGGUCACUCAUGUCCUGGUAACUGGGGGUGCUGGUUUUAUUGGAUCCCACGCAGCACUAAGACUUUUGAAAGACUCUUAUCGCGUGACAAUUGUGGACAAUCUUUCUCGAGGGAACCUGGCUGCUGUUAAGAUUUUGCAACAAAUGUUUCCAGAACCAGGAAGACUUCAGUUUGUAUAUGCUGAUCUGGGAGAUGCUACUGCUGUAAACAAACUUUUUUCCGAAAAUGCUUUUGAUGCUGUGAUGCAUUUCGCUGCUGUUGCAUAUGUUGGAGAGAGCACUCUUGACCCUCUUAGAUAUUAUCACAAUAUUACAUCAAACACCUUGGUAGUAUUGAAGGCAAUGGUAAAGCAUGAAGUACGUACUUUGAUAUAUUCAAGUACAUGUGCAACAUAUGGUGAGCCUGAGAAGAUGCCCAUAACAGAGGAAACUCCUCAGGUUCCUAUUAACCCAUAUGGUAAGGCUAAGAAGAUGUCAGAAGAUAUUAUUUUGGAUCUCACUAAGCCAAACAAGGACAUGGCAGUUAUGAUAUUAAGAUAUUUUAACGUCAUUGGGUCAGAUCCUGAUGGAAGAUUGGGGGAGGCUCCUAGACCUGAGUUGCGAGAGCAUGGACGUAUUUCAGGCGCAUGUUUUGAUGCAGCUCGUGGUAUUACUCAAGGACUGAAGGUAAGAGGAACAAAUUACAAAACACCAGAUGGCACUUGUAUACGAGAUUACAUUGAUGUGACGGAUCUGGUUGAUGCUCAUGUCAAAGCUCUUGAAAAGGCAACGCCAGGCAAGGUUGGAAUCUACAAUGUUGGAACAGGAAAAGGUAGUUCUGUCAAAGAAUUUGUGGAGGCUUGUAAGAAGGCGACUGGGGUAGACAUAAAGGUUGAUUAUCUCCCUCGUCGCCCAGGUGAUUACGCUGAAGUUUACAGCGACCCAACAAAGAUUAGGGAGGAGCUGAACUGGACAGCGAGGCAUACAGAUCUCCAAGAGAGUUUGGAGACAGCGUGGAGAUGGCAGAAGACUCAUCGAAAUGGCUACGGACCUGCACUAUCAACAGCUAUCUAAAUGGGUGUACCCUGCAUUAGGAUGCCGUUAAGUAGACCCUGUUUUCAGAUGCAUAGCCCCUGACUAGUGAUUGUAGGAGAAGAGGGUGGUUAAAUUCGAGGGUUAUAGGUAUUUAUUCAUUAUUAUUAUUGUUGUUAAAAGGUAUACUUAUUUGUAGGAUAGUUAUUGUAGGAAGCAAUAAUUCAUUUGUUACAUCAUGUCGUCGCCCAAAUAGAUGUAUAAUUAUAUACAAUAAUCAUCCUAGUAGGAGCUUUUAUUGAUUAUGAAUUUUUCUGGGCUCAGGCCAUUAGAUUUACACUUAA